AUGGCUGGACAUAGAAACACAUUGAAACACGACCAUAAGCCGUUUAAGUCCAAGCAUGCCAGUAAAGGAAAAUUAAAAAACCAGUACAAGGGAAAGGUCGAAAAGACCAGUGGUGCCAAAUCAAACCUGACCAAACCAGUUAGUAAGAUUGAAAGGAAGAACAUUGCUAAACAAUUGAAGGAACAAAAGAUUCUCGAAAGCAAACUUACCAGAAAAUUGUUUGAAGGUAACCAAGGAGCCGAAAAGAUUAUUACUGUCGUUUCCUUAACUUCUGAUAUACCACCAGUUGACAUUGCCAAUAGAUUGUUCAACCAAGAUGGAGCCAACAUACAGUUUGCCUAUCCUUCUGUCAACUCUAUGCAUGUUUCCCGUUUCAAGUCAAACUUGAAAGUCAUUAUUCCUAAUCAAGAUAAUUUCUUGCAUAUCUUGGAUGCAGCAAAAGUUUCCGAUUUUGUGAUUUUUGGUAUAAGUGCCAACCAAGAAGUUGAAAAGGAAUAUGGGGAACAAAUAUUAAGAAGUUUGAUUGCCCAAGGUAUUGCCUCAGUCAUUGGUGUUGUUCCCAAUAUCGUACAAGCAUAUCCAAAGAGAAACUUACAAUUGGAUGUGAAACAAUCUUUACAAUCGUACUUUAACCACUUUUUCAGUGCCAACGAAGAGAAAUUGUUCCUGAUUGAGAACGAAUCAGAUAACGCCAACUGUUUAAGAACUAUAUGUCAGAAAUUCCCUAAGGGUGUCACCUGGAGAGAUUCUCGUGGUUGGUUAGUUGCCGAUUCUGUGAGUGCCAGCGACGAGCACUUGGUUGUGGAAGGUACUGUUCGUGGGGUAGGAUUCAACGCUAAUAGAUUAGUUCAUAUUCCAGGAUACGGGGACUUCCAAAUCGACAGAUUGGAAAAGAUCAGAGGAAGAAAGAGGGCAACCAUGGAUGUAGAUGAUGUCGUUGAUAGUUACCACCCAGAUGAGAACCAAGAAACCUUGGACGAAAUAUAUCCUGAAGAAGUAGACAUGGAGGCUGACGACUACGAUGAUUUUGACUGGGAAGGAGAAAAUAACAACCUUGGUGUUCGUACUGAAGGAAGAAUCUAUUUCGACGAUGAUGGUGUUAAAAGACCAAUGGAAAAGAGGAGAUUACCUAAAGGUACUUCAGAAUACCAAAGUAGGUGGCUUGUGGAUGAUGUUUUGGAAAACGCUUCUGACUUGGAAGACGAAGAUGAAAUCCAACAAGACGUCCUUGAAAUAGAUGAAGAACCAAUGGAAGCUACUGCUACUGAAUACGCUACUACCGAAGUAGGCGAUGCCACUGAUAUGCAUGUUGAUUUAUCACCAGAAGAAGAAACCCGUCAACUUGAAGAAUUCAGAGCAUUAGAAAAGGAUGACUUAGACUUCCCAGAUGAAUUAGAAUUACACCCUAACGAAUCCGCCAAAGAAAGAUUAGCCGGAUACCGAGGAGUCAAGUCAUUAGGUAAUUGUAACUGGGAUGUUGAUGAAAACGAUAUUGAAGCUCCAAGUAUUUGGAACAGAUUAUUACGAAUCUCCAACUAUAAAGCCACCAAGAACAGAAUCAGCAAGGAAUAUAUUAAACAGACCGAAGUCACCGGUGGUAACAAAGUCAGAAUCUAUGUCCGUGCUCCAGUACAGUUGAUCCUUGAGCGUGUCAACCCUGCUGUCCAGCCAUUCACCAUUUAUGAAUUAUUAGAACACGAACAUAAAUUAGCAGUAUGUAACUUUACAUUUGAAAGUUGGGAAGAUUAUGAAAAGCCAAUUCCAUCUCGUGAAUCAAUCAUUGUUCAAUACGGUCCUAGAAGACAAAUAAUUGAACCUACAUUCAACCAGGCAUCCAACAACCCUAAUAAUGUCCACAAAUCAGAAAACUUUGCCCAUUUGGGCGCAACCGUGAUAUGUACCGCCAUAACACCAGUCCUUUUCAACCAAGCUCCCGUAAUUUACUUUAAACCAAGUGGAAAUAAUAUUGAAUUUAUAGGUCAAGGUACAUUCUUGAACUGUGACCACACAAGAAUCAUUGCCCAAAGAGCAGUGCUUACUGGUCAUCCAGUCAAGAUCCACAAGAGAGUCGUCACUGUGCGUUACAUGUUCUUCAACCCUGAAGAUAUCAACUAUUUCAAGGCAAUUUCCUUAUUUACAAAAUCAGGAAGAACCGGGUUUAUCAAAGAGAGUCUUGGUACUCAUGGUUAUUUCAAGGCUAACUUUGAUGGUAAAUUAACAUCGCAAGAUGUUGUCGCCAUGAGCUUGUAUAAGAGAUUAUGGCCUACAAUUUCCUCAGCAUGGACCGAGUAG
This is a messenger RNA of Spathaspora passalidarum NRRL Y-27907, 2292 nucleotides long. It is a transcript of the gene TSR1, whose product is annotated as Tsr1p. Gene Ontology annotation, cellular component: preribosome, small subunit precursor; nucleus. The transcript has a single exon. Gene Ontology annotation, molecular function: GTPase activity; U3 snoRNA binding; GTP binding. The record is from RefSeq and is a predicted model, not a curated record. Gene Ontology annotation, biological process: maturation of SSU-rRNA from tricistronic rRNA transcript (SSU-rRNA, 5.8S rRNA, LSU-rRNA); endonucleolytic cleavage of tricistronic rRNA transcript (SSU-rRNA, 5.8S rRNA, LSU-rRNA); ribosome biogenesis. Bases 1 to 2292 code for a protein of 763 amino acids. Lineage: Eukaryota; Fungi; Ascomycota; Pichiomycetes; Serinales; Debaryomycetaceae.